GUAUUGCCGUGACCGUUGCGGCGAACCUACCUGGCGCGUCGCGUAAGAAUUUUUCAAAAAUUUCGCCGGGAUUUAAAUCUACGCGAUCGUUUGUUUCCCUAGUUUUUUUUUCUUUUUUUUCCCCCCGAUUUUCUUCCUUUCUUUCUAUUUCUAUUCGAAUCGUCACCCUUGUACCUCGAGAGUGUCAGAGUCAAGAAUAAUUUUCAUUGAAAAAAAAAAUUUUUUCAACCAUCCCUCGUUCCAUUUGAUUGUGUAAUUUUUAAACGAAUUGAAAAAAAAAAAAAUAAUUACACGUGUGACGUUUUUGUGAGUGAUUUUUUCAAAUUUCAAUUUCGCACAAUCUACGUGUGCGAGAUAAAAAAAAAUAGAGGAAAGAUAAUAUAGUGUGGAUUGCAGAUACGAAUAUUUGCUGUCACGGUGACCUUCAGGUAUUUUGUUUUGAGAACGACCCCGCCAACUGGUUCAAGUUUACAGUGGAUUUUAAAAAUCUUACGAACUCCCUCUAUCUUCUCAUAAUUUUAUGAAUUCAGUAUCGAGUUCGUUUUACGAAUUGUUACAGAAGAAUAAUUAUUAAUCAACCAAGUUUUCUAAUUAAAAUUUUUGUAAUUUUUACAGUGUUAUUUCUGAUAUCGUUUUGAUACAAGUCAACGUCUCUUAUCUUCGUAUACAGAACUAAACUGCGAGUGCCGCGACCCUGUGUGAGAUCUAAAUAAACACGUACCGUAUAUUAUACCCAACGAUAGAGAAAACUAAUAGUUGGGAAAUAAGUAAAAAACGGUUUUCUAAAAUAAAUGAAAAAAAGUGAAGCGAAUGUUGUGGAAUAAAAGUGUUUAGUGAUAUCGAAGUUUUUGGCGCUCUUUUUUGAUUUGGCUGUCAAACUCUAUCCAAUCAGGAACGGAUACUCGAGGAGCGAAACGUCAAAACACCACGUGGAAGGUGACGACGUAGCGAUCGUCAUGAACUCAGAAGCUGGGCCUAUUAUAGACGCUGCGCCGAUAAGCUAGGACUGGAAGAAAAAAAUCUGAAGAAAAAUCGUGAAAAGGAAGAUAUUAUGGAGACCGCUUCUGCAGAGGCCCAAACAUCGGAGAACGGGGAGCCGGCCAAAUCCGAUAAUGCGGCUCCAGCGAAGGAAGCGAACGCGGUUUCGAAAAUCGACAUUGGUGGUUCGGAUGGUAAAAGUUGUAAAAAGUUAUCCCCCGCGCCGUUGAUCGUGCAGAAAAAUAGGUUGAAAAUAUUUACAAAUUUUCAAUCGGGUGAAUCGGGUGAACGUGAUAUCGCCAGUGGUGCAGGUGUCUUGAAUCGACGAGAUAAAAUCACGCUCUUAUCAAACACCGAUAAGGACUGUGCAGGAAAAAAAUUCAAUAGCGAAGAAACCGACAAAAUCAAGGACACGUGUCGUCGGGAUAACUAUGUCGUCAGGGAUCCCUACAAGGAAUUCGAAUUGUAUCUCGAAAAAGUAAACGAGGAAAUCGGGGAGAUCAUAGAGUCGGUUCCGUCGACGCCUCUGAUUUUGUCGGCCGAAAAGGAGGAGGAGCCGCGUUUCCCGGAUCCUUCGGCGACGCCGAGGAACUCGACGCCGAGGUGGUCGGGAUCGAGCGCGAUUCGUACGCUAGGUACGAAGUCUCUGCCGAGUAAGAGCAGCCAGCUGUUGAGGAGACAGAAUUCGGAGGGAUUCGGCGGGGCUUGUUUGCCGAGCGACAGAAACGGCCGAGUCAAAAAAUUGGAGGCCGAUUGGUCGGACGAUAUUUUGGCGGAGUUGAAUAACUUCAUCGCUAAGGAGAUAAGCGAAUUGAAUAAUGAGAAAGUUUCGAAAAAUUCGAAGAGGAGGAAUUUGACGGUGAAACACGAGGACACCCCGGUCAAGUACAGGGAACUUUUGAACGAAUUCGGUAUAUCCGAUAGCGACGACGGCUCGGAAUCGGAAUUUUCGAAAGGCGAUGAAAAAUCGUCGAACAACCAAGGGGUACUCGAUACCGGUUGCCCCAAAUUGUUGAACUCCGACUACGACGAACCUAGAGAUAAAUUGGAAACUGCGGUUCUCAACGAUAGGAGAAAAAGCUCGAGUCUUCCGUUGAGCUUUUUGAAAAACCGAAGAAAAGAAGGGAGGAACGUCAAAUCGAGCCGGGAUGUGAACGACGUCGAUAUUUACAGUUCGGAUUACGACGAACCGAACGACGUUAUCGUACAUCAUCGCGCCGAUAUCGACCACCGCGAACUCGAUAACGAUGAUUUCGAUAAAACAGGAUCUAGUCUACCCUUACGCUUAGAUGAGAACGAGAAAAACCGGAGAUAUUCCAAAAGUUUUAACGAAAACUUUGCCGCCCCCGAUAACGCCGGUGAAAUAUUACCAAAGAAUAAUAAUUUAGACAUAGGAUUAAGAGGACCGAGCGAUCCGGCGAUCGGAUCGUUUCAGCUGAAACAAAACUCGUACGAACUUCACGACAAACUUCCCCCGAAGUACAACCAUCCGAAGCCGCUGACAAACGCACCGAGAAAAUCGAGCCUACCGAAUUCCUCGCAACAGCAGCAACAGAAGAAGAAAAAGAAUCCCCAUCAUCCGUCGAUAAAAACCACGAGAAAAAAAUCGAACAAUUUCAACGAGUACAAUGAGAGCAUCUGUUGCACCGGAGGAAGCAGCCCGGCCGAUCCCGACUACGACGACGUGCAAGUUUUCAGUAAAUCGCACGAGAUGAUAUCGCGGUCGAAAUCGUUGGAGAACAACAUAGCGGAGGACACGAAAUCGGCGCCCGUCACACCGACCGACGAGAAACGUCUGCCGUUCGCGAAAUUUCUGAAAAAAAAACACGCCAAUGUUUUUUCCAACAAAAAUUUGGAGGCCGUCGUCCUCGUCAGGGUGUCUUCCCUGCCGGACGAGGAUCUGAUGAACCUCUCGAACGACAAAAAGUCCGAAUCCCGGGGCGCGAAAAAUUCGGACGCGAAACGCAGCGUGCGAUCCAUCUCGCCGUUCACCUUGAGGUCCGACGUAUCGGCGAAGAGGCUGUCAGAGUCGGACAAAGACGUGAGGCAGAUCAGCCCCGUGGAAUUGAAAAAGUUCAGCGUGCUAUCGAACUCGAAAGGAAACGACGUCGCUGUUUCGUGCGACAUCGAGAGCGGAAGUUGCAACGGCGGCUCGAGAAGCAACGAGGAGGAAUACGAGUCCGGAAGCACCUCGUCGCGUGCGGUGGAAAAUCCGCUGGAAAUACAUCGGGAGAAUGAGGAGAAGGGGCGAGUCGUCGAUGAGCAGAACGCCAGGUCCGGAUCGCUGCCGAUUUCGCUGCAGUCGUUGUUGUCCCGUCUGCGAAACGGUUCCGGCGGCUCGUCGUCGUGUUUUCCGAACACCCUGCAAAUCGAGAACGUCGAAUGCUCGGAAAUCGGCACCCAAACGUCGCCGGCCCUAUCGAGAAGCUCGAGUUCGAUGUGGGUCAGCGAUUGCGACUCUCCGAGAGCCGAGUCGACGGUCGACUCUCAGUCCCUCCGCGACGAGAGUACCUUGGAUCAAGGUUCGCCGCAGGACACCGUCGACGACGACAACAGAUCGUCCUCAUCCUCCCAGGACCUUUUGCAAAGCAUGGACGAAAUAUCGUCCGGUAGUUUGUCCCCCGAAGUCAACGACAGGGACAGAUCCUCACCGUUGGAAAGUGGCAUAGGAACCGCAAGCCCCCCAAGGAGCACGGAAAGGAGGUUGAGCAAACCGCCCACCUACAACAAGUGUCACCGCAAAGAGACCUGGGAAAGGAUACGCCGGAGACCUUCCAAGGUCAAUUCGAGAUCCGAUAAAAAUUCAGAGGACGUUUGGGUAAGGAGAGAAAGUGUCCACACCCAGACCAGGGAUCAGGACGACGACCGGUACCCUCAGGAGACCGUCGACAGUAGCAGCGGACUCGACGAUUCUUUGCCAAGAAUUAAACCCCUAAGACCGACCAACUUGCCGCUCGGUUCUUUCGGGACGGCGAGCAGCUCCAUGAGUUCCGGGGAGUUAUUAGAGUCGCCCCCCAGAGCGCCGUCAUCCCCUUCAGCUGCAAGCUUGCAAUUAAAACCCGAACCAAUGACGGUUGAAUUGGGCGGUAAGAGCAGCAGUGCGCCACUUCUGGAAAACGGUGACGAUUCGAAAGGGAAGGACGAACAUCUGGUGAUCAUGCUGCAGCAGCCGAGGUCACAAUCCGAGCGAUAUUUAUCGGAAAUCGAGGCGCAGGAGGCUUGCAAAUGGUUGAGAGCCGCUGGAUUCCCUCAGUACGCCCAGAUGUACGAAGAUUACCAGUUUCCGAUAGAGGUUUCUGGAGUAGCGAAGGAUCAUCCCUUUCUCGACGCCGAUUCUCUUCAAAGUCUUUUUCGGAGGCUCCACGCUCUGAAUCGAUGCGCCAAUAUGAGGCUCGAUACUCAUCACUCUCAUCACACGACCAGCCACAACAAGCCCGGUGGCGAUGACUCCGAUGAGGACAAUCAGUGCGCGUUGAGCGAAAAUUGGACCUUCGAAAAGAAGACGAGGAGGUGGUCGAGGGUCGGGGACGUCACCCAGUCUACCGUUGACAAGUUGCAAGCAAUCGCCGACGAGAACGUCAGGCCGGACGACGAGGACGACUCGCUGGAGGAUCGCCUGGAGGCCGAAGAGGCCGAGGACACGAUGCUCGACACGCUCAAGUACGGGAGUCUUCCACCCGGACCAUUGACGGACGAGAUGGGUCAAAGAUUUCGAAGAACAGGUUCCGAGAGGCUCAAGGACAGCGCAAAAGCCUUCCUCAGGAGAGUGGAAUCGCUGAAGUCACGCAGAAGGAAGCGACAGAAUCGCGACGGCGUUGUUAUCAGCGGACCCCAAGUACUGGACGUUAUUUCGAUGCAGCAAAAAAUGAAGGAUCUGAAUUGCGUGGACGUUUCGCCGACCGGACCCGCUCCCAUUUCUUUCAACGAUCUCCUACCGGCUUCGCCGCUUCAUCUUCCUCCUUCGCCUCUGACGCUUCCUUCUUCGCCCUUUCAUCUUCCCCCGUCGCCCCUCGCCAACAACCAGAGUCCCUUCGGCGACGAUUCCUCGAGCUACUGUUCCGACGGAUCCCAGGGCGGUGGUCCAGUGCCGACGCCCACGAGGACGAAGAUGAACAGACCGAGGCGAUUCCUUCAUCGCGGCACCCGCGAGGAUCAGGGAGCUCUGAGCGACUCGGAAUGCCAGCCGACCAGCUGGAGGCACAGGUAUUUCAAGGACGCCAACAGCAACCACUGCACCAAAGUACCGGAGUACGUGAACGCUCAGCCUACGCCUCAGAGCCCGAAGGAUUCAGGGGCGAAAUCGAUCUCGUCCGUGACAAAUCGUGGCGGUAGUCUGAAUCUCGGCAAGGAGUCGCAGAGGUACAGGGACAAGUUCAAUCAGUGUCAGGAGUCGAGGUACAGCAAGGAGGAGAAAACGACGGUCGGUGGCAAACGGGACGAAAGACUGUACAAGAGUUUCAGGAGGGGUAGGGAAGAUCUUUACGGCGAGGAAGCGCAAACCAUCAAGGACGUAACGAUAUACAGAGAAAAAUCGAGGUCCCGGAGCUCGGAGCUUGCGGGAAGUCAGGAGAGUAGCUCGACCGUCGCGAGUAGGGAUUCCGAUCAGGAGGAGGAAUCGCCUAGACACAAAGGAACCGUUGUCAGGUGGCACAGUUUCCAGAGGGGAUCUCUUUACCCGGAACCUCUGGAUCCGCUCUGCCCGAGGGCAAUGGCUUCGAUGUCGUGCGGUCAGCUUUUGGUACUGAGAAAAGUUGCCCUCUUGAAACUCACCGCCUCGAUGGAGAGAUACUGCCCGACGCACCGCACCGGAUGGAAUUGGGAACUCCCCAAAUUCAUCAGGAAAAUAAAAACGCCGGAUUACAAGGAUAAGACCGUAUUCGGCGUUCCGCUUUUACUGUCGCUUCAAAGAACCGGACAGGCUCUGCCGAAGUGCAUACAAAUAGCGUUGAGGUGGCUGAGAGCGAACGCGCUCGAUCAGACUGGGAUAUUCAGAAAGAGCGGACUGCGCUCCAGAAUUCAAACUCUGAAAGCGAUGACGGAGACUCAGGGAGACAGCAUUAAUUUCGACGGACAACAGGCCUUCGAUGUCGCCGAUUUGGUGAAACAGUAUUUCAGGGAAUUACCGGAGUCGUUGCUCACGAACAAACUGUCCGAAACGUUCAUCGCCAUAUUUCAACACGUUCCGGCGGAGCUCAGACCAGACGCCGUUCAAUGCGUUCUCCUUCUAUUGCCUGACGAACAUCGCGAGGCCCUCGAAGCACUGUUGGAUUUCCUGAACCACGUAGCCAGCAAUUCUCUCUACAAUCAAAUGACCGCUUCAAAUUUGGCCGUUUGUCUGGCACCGAGUUUGUUCCACUUCAACCACACGACGACAAACGUCAGCAAUAGAUCGAACAGCGUUUCUCCGAGGAGAAGAAAGACCGUCGGUAUACCGGAUCAAAGGGAACUCUCGGAAAACAAAGCCGCCAACGACUGUCUACUCUAUUUGAUAAAAACGCAUCGUGAACUAUUCAUGGUUUCUACGGACAUACUGAGUCAGUGUCACUUCAAUUAUAUGGAAGAAAGCGUUCCGGUCGGACUUGAAGAACUUGGCUCGGAGUUGAAGCAAGAUUGGAGAGGGUAUCUUUACACGUGUACCACUGCCCUCCUCAAAGAAGCUCGUGAAAAGUCGCGGGGUUGGGUGAGCAUCAACAAUCCAGCCGAUCCAGGCGUCGAAGUCGCUUACAAAAAAGUUGGGGACGGACACCCGUUGCGACUGUGGAGAACUUCGACGGAGGUUGAGGCACCGCCGAACGAAUUACUUCAUCGGGUUCUGAGGGAACGUCACAUCUGGGAUCCGCAGUUAUUGAAAUACAGAUUGGUCAAUAAACUUGACGCUAAUGUCGAGGUCUUCCAAUAUGCUACGGGGAAUAUGAGCCCACUUCCGGCACGAGACUACUGCGUUCUGAGAUCGUGGCGUAACGAUUUACCGAAAGGUGCUUGCGUGAUCGUCGAAACUUCCGUAGAACAUCCGGAUGCGCCGGUGAUGCUCGGGGGUACCCGAGGAAUCGUUUUAGCCUCCAGAUACCUGAUCGAACCUUGCGGAAGCGGCAAAUCCCGAAUCAUGCAUCUGUCUCGAGUCGACACAAAAGGACGUACUCCGGAUUGGUACAACAAAAGUUACGGUCACAUAAGUGCUUUGCAUCUGAGCAAAAUUCGCAAUUCCUUCAAACACACCACCGACGGUCCGGAGAGUAAAGUCUGAGACGAGGCUACCGUGCAACGGGAAUUGUUGCACGGCGAUCAAUCGCUGCAAGGUGUUCGCGAUCGGCAAAACGAUCAGCACAAAGAGCGCAGAGUCCUUAUGGAUCUGAGGAGAGUCCAGCCAGCCAUUGACGAGGAAUAACAGGAGGGGUUCGUUUUAACAUUCGAAAAAAUGUUCACUUGGAUGAAAAUGAGGUUGGUGGAAUAAUCGAUAUUUAUUUAUCAAGUUGCGCGAUAUUUAUUGAAUCGGGUGUCACGGUCAGAUCAAUUGAUUAACUGUAUUGAUCAACGUCGCGGCUGUGAGUCUUCGAAAAUUGUUAUACUCCGACUUCGGAGUACAGAUUGAAGAAAAAAUUUAUAUUCAAAUAAACAAAUAAAGAUUGGUGGAGAAUGUCAGAAAUCUCGAAUAGCAUGGUAUGUUGAUCUCUCACAGAUGAUUUUAGAUCAUCGUCUUUCUGAACUUAUUCUGUGUAUCGAUAAUAAGGAGAGUAGAAAAAAAAAGGAUAUUUCUAAGUUGUAAAGAGUGAUUGUGAAUUUUUUUUAUCGUUAUCUAGACGGAAGCGUAUCUCGACAGAUAACGAUAUGAAUAAAUUUGUUGUUAUUUCAUUCUUUUUUACUCGUUCUCAGUUUCCCGCGUUUUUAUUGACACACUUGUAUGAUACACACGGAAAUUCAUACGUACGUGGAAUGUUCUUUUUUUUACAUUUAAACACGGAUAUAUUAAUAUUAUAUAUUAUAAAUAUAUAUAUAUACAUACAUAUGUAUUUUGGACCAAAUACCAUUUUUUAAUUAUGAUUGAAAUCUUAUUAAAAAGCACUACUCAUUUAUUCAGAAGCUACGUAACCAUUUUGAACUAUGAAUAAAUUAAAAUGGUGACAAUGAUGAUGGAAAAGUUGUAACCAAUAGUUGUAUAUGAACGUACCUUUUAAUUAAUGUACCUCAUCUAUAGUUGAUAUUUACCUUAGGUACCUAACUAUAUAAAUCGUUUAUCGAGAGUGUUUUUAAACCGUGAUUAACAUGACUAAUAAUAAUUAAGGUUCAAUUAAAUAUUAAGAUCGUUCAAUGUGUGGCCAACAUUUUUCUUUCAAUUAGACACCGAACGAAAGAAAGAAAGGAAAAUUGCGCGCUCAAAAAAAAUAAUUUAACCAAAAUUAUAACUAGAAUCGCUAGAAGAGAUUACCUUUCGUUCGGGAAAGAGUAAGAAAAGAUAAUAAUUGAAACAAAAAAUCGACAAAAAUUACAUAAACUAUAUGUGCCUAGAUGAAAAAUCGUUCAGAGUUACUCGCGGUAAAUCGAUUGCGAACCAAUUGAAAAUUUAAUGAAAUAAACAAGACGAUUUUAUCAUUUUUUUCAACUUAGAAAACUCAAUUGAAGUUUUAGGGACCACGUUGUACGAGGACCCUCCCGAGUAUAAAAUACCUGCGCAUAAUAUAUCUGUUGAUAUGAGGUUAUUAAUGAUAAUAAUGAUUACGAUAAUUAUUAUUAUUAUUAUUAUGAAAUGAAUGUUUUUUAACAUAAAACUAGUCACUUACACGUUAGUUGAGAACGGAUACAUUCAUGAUGAUGGUAUAAGUAUGAAAUGUAUAGAUUUUUAUUCCAUAUAUAACAGAAACACAUAUGAAGAUAGAUGAACAUUAUAUAUUAUGAAUUAUAUACAUGAAUAUAUAUAUGUAUAUUAUAUUUAAAUACAAAUUAAUACAUGAAUAUAUAAGAUAUUUUUGUGUCUACACGCCAGUAAUAAUAUAAAAUUGAUAGGAAAAACGAAAAAAGCAAAAAAGUAAAAAAAAAAAUAUUACAACUAUAAUAAUUGUGUCUUCUAUGUUUAUCAAUUGACAUCAUAUUUAUCUAUUAUACGAUAAUUAAUGUCUCGUUAGGUUGUAAAUAUGUAUAUUGAUAUAUUACGAGGAAUAUAUAUAUUCAUUAAACAAUGA
Messenger RNA from Athalia rosae (coleseed sawfly), 9152 nucleotides. RefSeq lists its product as uncharacterized. The transcript has 16 exons. The coding region runs from base 1052 to 7222 and encodes 2056 amino acids. Lineage: Eukaryota; Metazoa; Arthropoda; Insecta; Hymenoptera; Athaliidae. The record is from RefSeq and is a predicted model, not a curated record. Gene Ontology annotation, biological process: actin cytoskeleton organization; regulation of Rho protein signal transduction; signal transduction. Gene Ontology annotation, molecular function: GTPase activator activity; lipid binding.